GCUAUAACUGCGACGUGGCCCUCAAUGAAAACAAAUUUGACAUCCCUGGUCUACAGGAUUGGGUAUCAUUUUCUUUAAACUUAUUAUCAGAAACAUGUUUCUGAAGGUAUUUAUUAUUAUUCAUUUUUACAGGUCGGAUCGCAGCAACGUGCUUCGGUUAAAAAUCAUUGUGAGUCCAUUUAAAUGUUGACAAAUGUAUUUUUUAGAACAUCGACCAACGUUGUAGUUUGUUAUUGUCUGCAUUUUGUGCCAAGAUGGAAAGCGAUGCAUGUGGACAGAAAUGCAGUUUGCUUACAUUGCACUGAACACCGAACUCUUUGUUGAAGUGUGAAGUGGCGUUUUGCAGAGUGCUGGUAUACACAGUCUGCCAGCUCCUAUUAAUAGUCAAAUAGGGAGACAGCAAAUGUCUUUUGAGGUCAUUCAUUCCUCUCCUCACUUCUCUUUUGAAGCAAAGAUAUGAGCUUGUUAGGCAGGAUGAGAAACAAGCAUAUCCAAAGAAAACAUACCCAUUAAGCAGCUGUUUCUUCUUCAGUGCCACCUGAAAAUUGCAUUGACGGGUUGCAUCCCGGAUAUUUUCAGCUGUUUUUCCCCAUGCCACAUCCGACUUCCUCUAGACUCACUUCACAUAUUUUGACUCCGAAAUAAUAACAGCCGGUCUUCAUGCAGUGUAUAAUCAUGUUUUCUUUUUUUUUUGCUGGAGUGAAUGCUUGCUGUAUUCUUAUCAAAAUGUGACAUUUUAAACAUGUGUAAUUGCUUUCCCUUCAGAUUAAAAUUCUUGCAUUCACAAGGAGUGUUCCAUUCACAAGUAAUUGGAUGAGAGUCCCUUUAGCCCCCUGCAACUAAAGAUGAUGUUGCCAUGGAAACAAAUUGUUCUCCUAUCAAUCACGGGAUGCCUUGCAGCCUGUACCGAGGAUGCCAUAUUUCAAGGCCCGAGAUUCAGGACGGAGCCAAGUGACCUCGUUUUGCCGUUCACCUCCCCCAGCCAGCAGGCUACCGUCAUGUGCGAGGCAGAAGGCAGCCCGCCUCCACAGUACAGAUGGUCACUAAACGGAACGCCUAUCGAUCUUGGGAACGACUACAGGCGUCGCAUGUCUGGGGGCAGCUUGAUCAUUAGCAACCUGGACAAGGACCAAGACACCGGGACGUAUCAGUGUAAAGCCUUCAACGCCUGGGGGUCGGUCUUGAGCCGGAAGGCGACCGUCCAAUUUGCAUAUCUCGAUAACUUCCGAACACAGACGGUCAGAAGUACAGUCAAUGUCCGGGAAGGCCAAGGAGUGGUUCUCUUAUGUGGCCCACCUGCACAUUCUGGAGAGCUGACUUUUGCGUGGAUCUUCAAUCAAUAUCCGCAUUUUGUCCAACAAGACAGUCGCCGCUUCAUCUCACAAGAGACCGGAAGUUUGUACAUCGCCAAGGUGGAUCCCUCGGAUGUGGGCAACUACACCUGUGCGGUUAACAACAGCGUCACUAAGGAGAAGAUGUUAAGCUCUCCUACACCGCUGGUCCUCAGGAGUGACGGAGUAAUGGGGGAAUACGAACCCAAAAUAGAAGUGAAUUUCCCCGACUCGGUUCCAGCGGCCAAAGAGUCACUUGUGAGACUGGAAUGUUUUGCUUUGGGAAACCCUGUUCCAGAAAUUAGCUGGAGAAGAACCGGUGGAGUCCCUUUCCCCAGCAAAGUCAAGAUGAAAAACUCAAACGCUGUUUUGGAAAUCCCACAUUUUCAACAGGAAGACGCCGGGACAUAUGAAUGCGUUGCGGAGAACCGACGUGGCAAAAACACUGCACGGGGUCGAAUUUCUUUCCAUGCCAAACCUCACUGGUUCCAGACAAUGGCUGACACAGUUCUGUCCAUCCAACAAAAUCUGUUCUGGGAAUGUAAGGCCAAUGGAAAGCCCAAACCAUCGUACAGCUGGCUGAAGAACGGAGAGCAAGUGAUGCCAGAGGGCCGGAUACAAAUCGAAAACGGGGCUCUUUCCAUAACCGCGUUAAACCUGUCCGAUUCUGGAAUGUAUCAGUGUGCGGCCGAGAACAAACACGGCAUUAUUUAUUCCUCUGCCCAACUAACAGUGUUAGCGUCAGCUCCCAGUUUUUCUAAAAAUCCAUUAAAGGCAGUGCUGAAAGCUGGCUUCGGUAGCGAAGUCACUCUUGAAUGCAAGCCUCAAGCUUCACCUCCAGCAAUUAGCCUGUGGAAAAAGGACAACGAACCGCUACAGAGAAAUGAAAGAAUUAUUUUGCUUCCUAAUGGAACACUAAAGAUUACCAAUGUAACCAGAGGGGAUGCGGCCAGCUACACAUGCAUCGCGAAGAACCAGUUUGGCUCGGCGACCACCACUGGGAGGCUGCUUGUCACCGAGCCAACCAAAAUCACCGUGAGGCCCACAAACAUGGAGAUUAUUGUUGGCGAGAGUAUCGUCUUGCCCUGCCAGAUUGCUUCCGAUCCUGCUCUGGAUGUCUCUUUCUCGUGGGCAUUUAAUGGCCAGCUCAUCGACUUCCAGCAAGACGCCGAUCAUUUUGAGAGAGUGGGUGGGACUAUAUCGGGGGAUCUGAUGAUCCGCAACAUACAACUGAACCAUGGUGGGAAGUACGUCUGCGUUAUUGACACUGAGGUUGAGAGUCUGUCCGCCUCUGCCAUCCUGGUUGUCAAAGGUCCACCAGGCCCUCCAGACAAAGUGACAGUGGAGGAAAUCACAGACAGCACCGCACAGCUUUCCUGGACUCCUGGAAGAGAUAACGGCAGCCCCAUAACCGGAUACAUCAUCCAGGGUCGGACCCCUUUUACCGUGGGCUGGCAGGCUGUUGAGACGGUGCCUGAAGUGGUUAAUGGCAACACGCUGACUGCAACGGUGGUGGGUUUGAACGCUUGGGUAGAGUACGAGUUCAGAGUUGUGGCACGCAAUGCUGUGGGCCUCGGUAAGCCCAGUCCCGCCUCGGCUAAAACCAGGACAGAAGAUACUAUUCCUGAUACGGCCCCGACUGAUAUCGGAGGAGGAGGCGGCACAAAGUCUGAAUUGGUGAUAACAUGGGAGCCUGUUUCUGAAGAAGUGCAAAACGGCGAGGGGUUCGGAUACAUCAUCGCCCUCAGGCCCGUGGGAACGAUUACAUGGACGCGGGCCGUCAUCUCCACACCUGGCGUUGCACGUUAUGUCUUCCACAAUGACACCAUCCCGCCCUUUUCACCUUUCGAUGUGAAAGUCGGGGCGUUCAACAAUCGAGGGGAGGGGCCCUUCAGCUCUAUCGCCACCGUGUUCUCGGCAGAGGACGUCCCCAGUGUGACUCCUAAGACGGUUAGAGCUCGGAGUGUGUCUGCAACACAAAUUGAAGUGAUCUGGGAAAGUCUUCCAGCCAUCCCUGAAAGAGUGCUUGGAUAUGAGGUCAUGUACUGGGAAGACGACACCAAACCUGACACUGUGGGCAAAGUUCGCAUAUCGGGAAACGACACCGUUGUCAACAUCACAGGCAUGAACGCAAACACAAUCUACUAUCUCGCCGUGUCCGCCUGCAAUACGGCUGGCCCAGGGCCGCAGUCGGUGCCCAUCAACAUCACAACGAAGAAACCGCCACCUAAUCGAGCACCUCUCAACAUACAAUGGUCCAUGAUUGGAUCGACACUUUCAAUGCAUUGGGAUCCUGUUGUAGCCAUGGAGACAGAGUCAAAAGUCACUGGCUAUUUGGUGUUGCUGAAAAGACAUCGUUACAAUGAUAUCAACACCUUGGUCACCAAUAAAACCUCUGUGGAGCUCAGCCUGUCCUCCAACGAAAACUAUCUCAUUCAGAUCAAGACCACCAGUGAGGGCGGUGAAGGUGUGGGUAGUGAACCCAUUCACAUCCACAAAUUAAGCAUGGGAGCGCGGGGCUCAGGAGCAUACUGUCUCAACCCAUUAAACCUGGCUGCAGUCCUCAUCAGUGCCGUGGCCUGUUUCAUCUGGUGAUGUCUAGUCAGAACCUUCAACACUUCCUUCCUUCCCAGCAAUCCCCUUGAGUGAGCCUGUCCUAAUGUUACCCCUCCAUUGGAGGGCCCAGGGUACAGCGGUAGGACUUGGGGUUCUCCAAAGGCCAAAAUGUUCAAGGGGCCGUUAUCAGUAAAGACUUCAUGACAAGGAUGUAAUGAUUUGAGUGCAUGAUACCGUAUAAUAUAGUUACAAGUGCCACCAUGCUUUUUGCAUUUCCGAGGUCAUGUCGUCGAAAUGACUUAUUCUUUGUAUCUGGAAGCGAUACCAAUGCCUUAAAAUCAAUUUUACAUAUAUUCUUAAGGUCAACCGCUCUGUGGAAAGAUGAUCCACCGUCCCUUAUGGCCUUUGUUAACCAUCUCAAACAUGAAGUUUCUCUUAGCAAAUGUGUUACAGUAAAUUCUGUCAUAUCAACUGUUUGGCCAGACAAAUCCAAUUUGCAAUCCUAGUAAUCCAAGUAAAUCUGUCAUUGGCUUGUGAGCAUCAGGUCUUCUCGACCAAUACAGUGAAAUGACUUAUUCUUUGUAUCUGGAAACGAUGCCAAUGCCUUAAAAAUCAAUUUUACACAUUCAUUCCGAACCAAAUUAAGAAAUAAUG
This is a messenger RNA of Nerophis lumbriciformis (worm pipefish), 4541 nucleotides long. It is a transcript of the gene cntn3b, whose product is annotated as contactin 3b. The record is from RefSeq and is a predicted model, not a curated record. Gene Ontology annotation, cellular component: plasma membrane; axon. Lineage: Eukaryota; Metazoa; Chordata; Actinopteri; Syngnathiformes; Syngnathidae. Gene Ontology annotation, biological process: cell-cell adhesion; brain development; axon guidance. Gene Ontology annotation, molecular function: cell-cell adhesion mediator activity.